UCACGUGACUCUCGGCCCGGAAGCUCUUGAGUGGAAGACACCACCUCCUGGAUGACCCGGUGUGUAGCUGCUGGUUCAAGUGGUCUCCCCUGUCCACCACUAUGGCCUGGACCAAGUACCAGCUGUUCCUGGCCGGGCUCAUGCUGGUCACCGGCUCCAUCAACACGCUUUCAGCAAAGUGGGCUGACAACUUCAAAGCUGAAGGCUGUGGAGGAAGCAAGGAGCACAGCUUCCAGCAUCCCUUCCUCCAGGCAGUGGGCAUGUUCCUGGGAGAGUUUUCGUGCCUUGCUGCCUUCUACCUGCUCCAGUGCAGAGCCGCAAGACAGUCUGACUCCAGCAUAGAGCCCCAGCAGUCCUUCAGUGCCCUACUUUUCCUGCCCCCAGCCCUGUGUGACAUGACUGGAACCAGCCUCAUGUAUGUGGCCCUGAACAUGACCAGUGCCUCCAGCUUCCAGAUGCUGCGGGGUGCAGUGAUCAUCUUCACAGGCCUGUUCUCAGUGGCCUUCCUGGGCCGGAGGCUGGCCCCAAGCCAGUGGGUGGGCAUCCUGGCCACCAUUGCAGGACUGGUGGUAGUUGGCCUCGCUGACCUCCUGAGCAAGCAUGACAGUCAACACAAGCUCAGCGAAGUCAUCACAGGUGACUUGUUGAUCAUCAUGGCCCAGAUCAUCGUUGCCAUCCAGAUGGUGCUGGAGGAGAAGUUUGUCUACAAACACAACGUCCACCCACUCAGGGCAGUGGGCAUUGAAGGUUUCUUUGGCUUUGUGAUCCUCUCACUACUCCUCGUGCCCAUGUACUACAUCCCAGCGGGCUCCUUUAGCGGAAACCCUCGCGGGAUGCUGGAGGACGCGCUGGAUGCCUUCUGCCAGGUGGGCCGACAGCCCCUGAUUGCCCUGGCCCUGCUGGGCAACAUCAGCAGCAUCGCCUUCUUCAACUUCGCGGGUAUCAGUGUCACCAAGGAACUGAGUGCCACCACUCGCAUGGUGCUAGACAGCCUGCGCACCGUGGUCAUCUGGGCCUUGAGUCUGGCACUGGGCUGGGAGGUCUUCCACCCACUGCAGAUCCUUGGUUUCCUCAUCCUCCUCAUGGGCACUGCCCUCUACAAUGGGCUGCACCAUCCACUGCUAGCCUGCCUGUCCAGGAGCUGCCAUCGCCCCACCCAAGAGGGUGAACAAGAGAGACUGCUGGGUGACAACCGGACUCCUAUCAAUGACGCCAGCUGAGCCCCUGGUAGGGGUCUUUGCUGCCCCCCCAGAUGGCUGAAGCCAUACAGCCUGGUGGGCUGUAAGUGCCUUGUCCCCAAGGCCUGGCCCCACCCCUCCCUACUGACCCCUUCUGGCAGCUGCUGCCAGAGAGGAUGGCAGAACACCAGGUCCUCUUUUACUUCUGAAGCCUGGAAUGUUGGGACCCAGCCCCCACAGGCCUGGCUCUGGCAGCCACUCUCAGCCCUCCAGUUCUUUCCGCUGCGCUGGAGCCAAAAUGUGAACUUGCAUGGCAGGACUUUACAACCCUUGUAUUUCCGUGUUAGACACUAACUUGUUACGGUAGGUUGCCUAGCUUAUGAAUCAUAAGCUACAGAGGAUCCAGUGAGCAGGUUCAAAUCAAAACUAAGAGAUGUAUUCUCCAAACUUAUAAGAUACUCCUUAAGCCUGUCUGAAGACCUAGGUUCUGGCUCAGACUUGGCUGCGGACUCAAUGGGUGCACCAGGUCUGUCCACUCUGGGGCACAUGAUGUGGCUUUUGUGCCUUAUGGCCCCAGCAUUCUGCAGGCCUCUGAUUGUCACUAGCAUUAGAAAAGAGGAGUGGUACCCCCCCUUCUCCCAUGGUGGUUUUUUUUUUUUCCCCCACUUUGCAGCCCUGACUGUCCUGAAACUCAUGAUGUAGACCAGGCUGGCCUGGAACUCAUGAUGUAGACCAGGCUGGCCUCAAACUUACAGAGAUCCACCUGUCUC
Molecule: messenger RNA, 1948 nt
Organism: Microtus oregoni (creeping vole)
Lineage: Eukaryota; Metazoa; Chordata; Mammalia; Rodentia; Cricetidae
Product: solute carrier family 35 member F6
Exons: 6
Coding region: 102-1220 (372 amino acids)
Biological process (GO): transmembrane transport
Cellular component (GO): membrane; intracellular membrane-bounded organelle
Molecular function (GO): transmembrane transporter activity
Source: RefSeq, a predicted model, not a curated record